AUGCCGGAAACAGGUAAAAGACCACUCCUACAAAAGACACCACUCUCGGCACCAAAACCAAAGGCUAUAGGAGCAAGUUAUGUUCAAGAACGAGCUUCUAACAGCGAAGUCACAGUCGUAAGAGGCAAGGCGAUGAAGUUGACACCUGUUGAGUGGUCUUCUCAAGAGAUUCCAAAACCAUUUCUUGACCCUACGAUUAUACAGCGACGGAUCGCAGCAGAGAAGCAGUGGAAACAAGAAAACGACAAGAAUACCCGACAACAAGCUGGACGGGGUUCUACCUGA
Messenger RNA from Glarea lozoyensis ATCC 20868, 285 nucleotides. RefSeq lists its product as uncharacterized. The coding region runs from base 1 to 285 and encodes 94 amino acids. The record is from RefSeq and is a predicted model, not a curated record. Lineage: Eukaryota; Fungi; Ascomycota; Leotiomycetes; Helotiales; Helotiaceae. The transcript is spliced from 2 exons.